Molecule: messenger RNA, 648 nt
Organism: Anopheles maculipalpis
Lineage: Eukaryota; Metazoa; Arthropoda; Insecta; Diptera; Culicidae
Gene: Pcd
Product: putative pterin-4-alpha-carbinolamine dehydratase
Exons: 3
Coding region: 1-630 (209 amino acids)
Biological process (GO): tetrahydrobiopterin biosynthetic process
Molecular function (GO): 4-alpha-hydroxytetrahydrobiopterin dehydratase activity
Source: RefSeq, a predicted model, not a curated record
AUGUUACCACGUCUAGCCACAAAAAUAGGAGGACCAGUGCUGCGAUUUUCCACCGAUAGAUUAUCUUUGGCCGGGCCGUCCUUUAUCACGAAACCGUCUCAAGGUGUAACCGGGUGUACCGAGAUGUUGCUGUUUGCUCGCCAGAUCAGAUUCAUCUCACAGCAUUGGGGAGUCAGCUGCUAUCGCCACACCAAUACCACCAACACAGCAGUAGUAGUGCGCAGUCAUACGUCAGUGCUCCGGAGCGACAACGGCAGCCAAAAUCGAACGAAACCCAGCAUUCCCACUCGCCUAUUUUCGAGAAGCUCCGUUAUCAGCAGAAAGAUGGUGGUUAAACUAACUGAGGAACAGCGUACGGAGCAGCUGAAACCGCUGUUCGCAACCGGCUGGACCAUGGUCGAGGGCCGUGACGCUAUCUACAAGGAGUUCCUGUUCGGGGACUUUAACGAAGCGUUCGGGUUUAUGACGCGCGUCGCACUGAAUGCGGACAAGAUGGACCACCAUCCGGAAUGGUUCAACGUGUACAACAAGGUCCAGGUGACGCUCGCUACCCACGACUGUGGUGGUUUGAGCGAGCGUGAUGUGAAGUUGGCCCAGUUCCUGGACAAGGUAGCCACUGUUGCUAAGUGAAACUUUAUUUUCAUGGUA